Gorilla gorilla gorilla (western lowland gorilla) is the source of this 1072-nucleotide messenger RNA. RefSeq names its product cancer/testis antigen family 45 member A6-like. Gene Ontology annotation, cellular component: integrator complex. Gene Ontology annotation, biological process: snRNA 3'-end processing. The record is from RefSeq and is a predicted model, not a curated record. The transcript has 6 exons. The coding region runs from base 308 to 877 and encodes 189 amino acids. Lineage: Eukaryota; Metazoa; Chordata; Mammalia; Primates; Hominidae.
GGCUGGCUGCUUCCCUUCCUCCCAUCCCCCUUGGGCCAAACAGGAUCGGUGCUUCUGGUGAGACGUCUCCCCAUGCACAUCACUCCCAGGUGCCCUAGGGGGCACAUUUCCCACAACUCCCAGACGGCAGGUUUCUAGAAAGUGCCACCAGUGAGAAGGCGCCACAACUUCACUGCCAUUUUGUGAGGUGCCGCUGUCUCUCCUCCAGCAAGAUUGUUUCUGGCCUCUCUGUCCUCUUCCCUUGGUGUAUUUGCCUGUCAUUGCUCCAGUACCACACUGUUUUAAUUACUCUACCUUUAUAGAAACAAUGACCGAUAAAACAGAGAAGGUGGCUGUAGAUCCUGAAACUGUGUUUAAACGUCCCAGGGAAUGUGACAGUCCUUCGUAUCAGAAAAGGCAGAGGAUGGCCCUGUUGGCAAGGAAACAAGGAGCAGGAGACAGCCUUAUUGCAGGCUCUGCCAUGUCCAAAGAAAAGAAGCUUAUGACAGGAGAUGCUAUUCCACACAGCCAAUUGGAUUCUCAGAUUGAUGACUUCACUGGUUUCACCAAAGAUGGGAUGAUGUGGAAACCUGGUAGCAAUGCACCUGUGGGAGGAAACAUUACCAGCAGUUUCUCUGGAGAUGACCUAGAAUGCAGAGAAACAGCCUCCUCUCCCAAAAGCCAAGAAGAAAUUAAUGCUGAUAUAAAACGUCAAUUAGUGAAGGAACUCCGAUGCAUUGGACAAAAAUAUGAAACAAUCUUCGAAAUGCUUGAAGGAGUGCAAGGACCUACUGCAGUCAGGAAACGGUUUUUUGACUCCAUCAUCAAGGAAGCAGCAAGAUGUAUGAGACGAGACUUUGUUAAGCACCUUAAGAGGAAACUGAAACGUAUGAUUUGAGAAUACUUGUCCCUGGAGGAUUAUCACACCCCAAAUGCAUAAUCUCGUUAAUGAUUGAGGAGAGAAAAGGAUCAGAUUGCUGUUUUCUACAAUGGAGCAGGAUAUUGCUGAAGUCUCCUGGCAUAUGUUACCGAAUCAAAUAGCCUUCCAGAGGCUAAGAAAGUUCUGUUAGUAAAAGAUGUUCUUUUUCCCAAA